Molecule: messenger RNA, 882 nt
Organism: Marasmius oreades (fairy-ring Marasmius)
Lineage: Eukaryota; Fungi; Basidiomycota; Agaricomycetes; Agaricales; Marasmiaceae
Exons: 2
Coding region: 1-882 (293 amino acids)
Biological process (GO): protein K63-linked deubiquitination
Cellular component (GO): endosome; membrane
Molecular function (GO): K63-linked deubiquitinase activity
Source: RefSeq, a predicted model, not a curated record
AUGGCAUCCUCCUCCUCAGCGUCCAAUCACCUGCAGAGAAUGCCUUCCAGCAUUGCUGAACUAGCUCAGAAAGCCCGUAACAACCCCCUACGAGAGAAUCAAAGCCUCAAAUACUACCUCAAGCAUGCAGAGAGUAAUCGAAGGGAAGCUUUCAAGUUCGCUGAAGCGGGAGAUCUAGAGUCUGCAUUUAUCUUCUUUGCGAGGACAGCGUCUUUGGUGUUGGAAACGCUACCCUCACACCCGGAUUAUAAGACGGCGUUGGAUGAUAACCAGAGGGCAAAUCUGAAUAUGAAUAGACAAGAGAUUAUUGACAACCUUGGACAGCUGAAAACACGAAUCAGCGAUCGUUACGAGGCGUACAGGAGAGACCAUCCAGAGGCAGAAGAAUCUCACCAACGAGCAUUGCAAGCUCAAAUCGAGUAUGAAGGAUCUCAGAGUAUUCAGUUACCGUCCGUUCCAGAUGAUCGAGAACGGAAAGACAAAGCUUUGCAGGAAGUUCAGGACAGGGCAACAAAACUUAGCGACGAACUCGUCCAACUUCACAUGAACGAUCCCAACCUCCGUGCGAGGGCUAACAUUCCAUUUGCGACGGAGAAGGCUAUAGAAUCUGCGAGAGAGCAGCUUGGGGUCCGAGAGAAAGGCCGCCUCAUUCUCAGCCAUCGUCAUCGAGGAAUUCGGACGAAGUAUUGCGGGAACGCACUACUAGGGCUCUUGCUCUCAAAAGUGCAGUCGCCGCGGCUGCUACGAAGAGUGCACCUGCUUAUGUUCCUAUGCCAGCCCCACCAAGGAGCUCGCCGUACUCGGUUGACUAUCCAACGACGCGACACAACGCCACUGCGGCACAGACAUCUCUCGGUAUGCCUGUUGCAUCCCCAGUUGUAA